Molecule: messenger RNA, 1109 nt
Organism: Oppia nitens
Lineage: Eukaryota; Metazoa; Arthropoda; Arachnida; Sarcoptiformes; Oppiidae
Product: inactive hydroxysteroid dehydrogenase-like protein 1
Exons: 4
Coding region: 57-1109 (350 amino acids)
Cellular component (GO): endoplasmic reticulum
Molecular function (GO): oxidoreductase activity
Source: RefSeq, a predicted model, not a curated record
UUGUAUUACUACUACUACAGUUAGGUGUCAAUGAUAUUGAACUUCUAGGAAAAGAGAUGUCCAUUGAAUCGGUGGCUGAAGUAGUCUAUAAAAAGCGUCAAAGAGGCCGACUAUCACGCUAUUGGUCGACAAUGGGUUUUAUAUUUCAGAUCGUACGGGACAUCGACCCGAAGCUACGUAUAAUGAUCGACACGUUUACACUGUUGGGAUUGGUCUAUACGGGCCGUAUGGCCAUCGGCCUGAUGAUAGCGGCUGUACGCGGUUUUCGUGUACAUCUAUGGUCCAGGGUUUGGACAUUGGAUCUGAAACGCAAAUACGGCGAAUGGGCAGUGAUUACCGGAGCUACCGACGGUAUUGGCCUCGAGUAUGCCCGUGCAUUGGCCGGUCGCGGUUUUUCCCUAAUACUGGUCGGCCGUAACGAAUCCAAACUAGCAGUGGUUAAACAGGAAUUGUUAGCCCGUACUCAAGUGGUCACUAUUGUAGCCGAUUUGAACAGUGAUGACCCGGAACUGUACGAUCGUAUUGCCGGUGAAAUUGAUGGCCUCAAUCGUGAUAUCGGCAUACUGGUCAACAAUGCUGGGGUUAUGUACGAUUCGCCCAAUCGUUUUAUGGAUCAACCCGUAGAUAAAGUAUGGCAACACAUUCGGGUCAAUAUUGCGGCCGUACUGAUGAUGACCAGAACGGUACUGCCCGGUAUGAUACGUAGGCGACGCGGAUUGGUUAUCAAUAUGAGCUCAAUUGCCGCCUAUAAGCCCCUACCGCUGAUGGGUGUCUACAGUGCCUCAAAGGUAUUUGUCGAGUGGUUCUCGAAGACACUGGAAAUUGAAUACAAGUCCUACAAUAUCGACGUCCAGACACUGACACCAUCGUAUAUAGCGACCAAAAUGACCGAAUUUUCCGAUCUACUACAGAAACCGUCCAUAAUGUUUCCGUCGGCCGAAACAUUUGCGGCCAACGCUAUCGCCACUAUUGGCCGCACCAGUCAUACAACCGGCUACUGGUGCCAUAGUCUGCAACAUUUCCUAACCAAUUGGUUUGUACCCGAUUGGGUCUAUACGAUGUCCAGUUGGCAUUUCCUCAAGAGUAUAGAUAACUCUAAAACUAAAUGA